Molecule: messenger RNA, 330 nt
Organism: Bubalus bubalis (water buffalo)
Lineage: Eukaryota; Metazoa; Chordata; Mammalia; Artiodactyla; Bovidae
Product: glycine cleavage system H protein, mitochondrial-like
Exons: 2
Coding region: 1-330 (109 amino acids)
Biological process (GO): glycine decarboxylation via glycine cleavage system; protein lipoylation
Cellular component (GO): mitochondrion; cytoplasm; glycine cleavage complex
Source: RefSeq, a predicted model, not a curated record
AUGGCGCUGCGAGGGGUGCAGAGCUUGCAGGCCGCGGUCGGCAGCCUGUGCUCCAUCUUGGCACCCAGCGCACCCUGCUCGGCACGGCCCUGGGGACUGCGGGCGGGUGCUGUCCGGGCACUGAGAACCGGCCCCGCUGUGCUGUCGGUGCGGAAAUUCACAGGAAAACACGAAUGGGUAACAACAGAAGAUGGUGUUGAAAGAGUGGGAAUCAGCAAUUUUGCACAGGAAGCUUUGGGAGAUGUUGACUGUAGUCUGCCUGAAGUUGGGACAAAGUUAAACAAACAAGAGGAGUUUGGUGCUUUGGAAAGUUCACUGGGCAUAGGCUGA